AUGAGUAGACCGAUAGAGAUGACUAGAGUGCGUGAAGAGACACCUGCAGCCAACCACGGCUCGAGGACUUUGACAGUUAAUGAAACACAUGAGGAACAGACUGAACCCGACAAUGACAAUGCUGAACCAGUGGGCGUCUUACGACUCACGGGUGAUAUGUCCUCAAGACGACCAAGAAGUAUUCGCUGGGAUGAAAGUGUUGUUGAUAAUGAACACAUGAAUAAAAAGAAAACAAAAAUUUGCUGUAUUUAUCAUAAGCCGCAUGUUGUUGGAGAAUCAGAUACAGAGAGCAGUAGCAGUGAUGAUGAUAAUAGCAGUAGUGAUAGUGAUGACGAUCGAGCUAGACACUCCAACAACUGUAAUCAUAGACGAAAAAAGAAGAAUCCUAGAGAAGUGAGUCCUAAUGCUUAUGAGAGGCAACCUGUUUACAAAGAUCGCCCACAGCCGUCCUCAAGCAGCAAGUCAUGA
Molecule: messenger RNA, 468 nt
Organism: Rhizopus microsporus ATCC 52813
Lineage: Eukaryota; Fungi; Mucoromycota; Mucoromycetes; Mucorales; Rhizopodaceae
Exons: 3
Coding region: 1-468 (155 amino acids)
Cellular component (GO): nucleus
Molecular function (GO): protein serine/threonine phosphatase inhibitor activity; protein phosphatase 1 binding
Source: RefSeq, a predicted model, not a curated record